UAGUGAACUAAGUACUAAUAUCUUCGCCACAUUUUGGCUUAACUCUGCAAUUCAGUUAUCUGAAUCACAUGAAUUUAAAAUGAAUAAUUUUAUCGAAGAUAUUAGAAAUAAAGUAAAAUUAGAAGAGUUUGCUGUCAUAAAUACAGCAGGAUCUGCUUUUCCUGGAAGUUAUACUGGAUAUGAUGAUUCGUGGAACUUCAAAAAGUUUAAAAAAAAAUUCAAAAUAGAUGUGAUUAAACUCAAUCAAAAUGAAAUGGAAUUUGAUAUGAUUGGAAUUGAUGCUUCAAUUGCUAAUGCAUUUAGGAGAAUACUUAUUGCAGAGGUCCCUACUAUGGCAAUUGAGAAGGUUUUUAUAUUCAAUAACACUACAAUUGUACAAGAUGAGAUAUUGGCACAUAGACUAGGCCUAAUUCCAAUAUUAGCUGAUCCACGUGAAUUUAAUUUCCCUCCAGCUAAACUUGAAGAUGAAUCUAAACUUACAGAUGAGGAGCGCUUAGCGGUUGAUGAGCAUCAUCAUCUUGUUUUUGAACUAAAAAUAAAAUGUUCAAAAAACCCAAAAGCAUCAAGUGAUGCCACAGAUCCUGAUGUACUUUACCUCAAUAACAAAGUUAUGACCAAACAUAUGAAAUGGAUUCCAAUUGGUAGACAAGCAGAAAAGUUUAGCACAAAUAUUGUUCGUCCAGUAUUUGAUGAUAUUCUGAUUGCUAAAUUGCGACCUGGACAAGAGCUUGAUAUUAGGAUGCAUUGUGUUAAAGGCAUUGGCAAAGAUCAUGCUAAAUUUAGUCCAGUUGCUACAGCCUCUUAUCGAUUAUUGCCUGAGAUUACACUUCUCAAACCUGUUGUCGGUGAAUUGGCAGAGACCUUGGCCAAAUGCUUUUCUAAAGGAGUAAUAAAAGUUAUAGAAGAAAAUGGAAUUACGAGAGCCGUUGUUGAUAACCCUAGAAAAGAUUCAGGAAUGCGGGAAAUAUAUCGAAAUGAAAUACUAAAAAAAAUUGUCAAACUUGAAAAGGUUCGCGACCAUUUUAUCUAUUCUGUUGAGUCAACAGGUGCUCUACCUCCUGAUGUACUAGUUGAAGAAGCUAUAAAAAUACUUCACGCUAAAUGUCGAUUAUAUAUUCAACAGCUAAGGAAAAGUCACUCAUGAGACGACACAAGAAAGAAUUAACAUUAUGAAUGUUUUAAUAUUUAAUUUGAAACUUUUUGUCA
Molecule: messenger RNA, 1206 nt
Organism: Hydra vulgaris (swiftwater hydra)
Lineage: Eukaryota; Metazoa; Cnidaria; Hydrozoa; Anthoathecata; Hydridae
Product: DNA-directed RNA polymerases I and III subunit RPAC1
Biological process (GO): DNA-templated transcription
Cellular component (GO): RNA polymerase I complex; RNA polymerase III complex
Molecular function (GO): protein dimerization activity; DNA binding
Source: RefSeq, a predicted model, not a curated record